Leishmania mexicana MHOM/GT/2001/U1103 is the source of this 1521-nucleotide messenger RNA. RefSeq lists its product as hypothetical. The coding region runs from base 1 to 1521 and encodes 506 amino acids. The record is from RefSeq and is a predicted model, not a curated record. The transcript has a single exon. NCBI's taxonomy places the organism in Eukaryota, Euglenozoa, Kinetoplastea, Trypanosomatida, Trypanosomatidae.
AUGCCGCAAAAGACAAUGAAGAGGGCAAGCGCGACCGUUAUGGAGGACCUGCCUGGUACGGGGGUGAGUGAGGGCUCUUCGUACAGCAACGCCGAGGCAUUGGCGACGGUGGGCGCCCGUGGCUGCAUGCCACCGCAGCGUUCCAGCAAGCGCAUGCUGAACCAGGAGAUUAGUCUUCUGAUGCUGAUACUCGCCGCCCAGACGAUCACCGGGAUGGUCAACAUUCAGGACAGCGUGCUGAGCACGGAGCUGGUGGCCGAUUCGCACAACUUCCGCGGACGCCCUUCGCUGAAGAAUGAGAGCCAUUUUUCCUCCUCGUACUACUCGUCUGCGUCGUCAGACAAACACGUGCCGUUCAUGGACAUGUCCGAGGGGAUUUCCUCCUCCACCGCGGGCUCUCAUGUCAGUGAGAACUUCGACGACGACGGUGACGAGGAGGAGGAGGUCGUCUACCGCUUCGCUUCGCAGCUCACGGCGCCGCACCGCUCCAAGACGCACUUCUCUCACAACGAGGACGUUUGGGAGAACAUCUUCAGCUUCUUGCCCUGGGAGGCUGCGAUGCAGGUGCGCGGCGUGAGCCGUUUCCAUUUCCUCCAGUCUUUGCCGCGCGUCACGGUUGCCCGCAUGCCGCAGAGCAAGGUGCCGGCCAUCUUCAUUCCCUGCCUGGAGGAUCUCGACAGGAACGAGAUGGAGAUUGAGGCAGAGCUGGCCCCGCAGCACCAGACACCGUGGUCGUGCCCGCACUGCUCCCUCUUCAACGCACACGGGGCCGUGUGCGGCAACAGCCACUGCCACCAGCCUCACCCGCAGAGCGGUCAGCGCCUCUUUCUCGGUCAGCUGCGCCGCACCGGCACGGUGCCCAUGGUGCGUUGGCUGGUGAAUAACGUCUUUAAUGCCUCGACUGGUGCACUGGUUUCAGUGGAGAACCGCCGCAACACGCACACACAGCGUGGCAAGGGGUGCGCGUGGCCCACGAUCAACGACCAGGCCACCGUGAAACGGAUGCUCGAUACGCACCAUCGUCUCUUCUUUGACUCGGUGAACGGCGUGGAGGGUGUGUGGCUAGUGCCGGAGGGCCACGAGAAGGCGCUGCAGUCGGAGGUGUCGAUGCGGUACAACAGCGGCGCCCAUCAAAAGCACAUGCCGCGCGGCACGAUUGUCGUGGAAACCCCAUCGGGUCCGUUUUUUGUUGCAGGGCCUGCUGCGGCACCCUUGAGCAGCGCCAAGGGGAAGGACGUGGAUGCCACAGAGGAAAUGCAUGGGGACAGGGUGCGCAGUGGUACCGGUUUGUCGUACUCUGCUGCCUUCCAGUCGAGUCUCUCAGACUCGAGCUACCACCCGACGAGCACCCCACUUCCUCCCUACCAGUUCAAACGGGAAGCGCAGCCGGCGACAGGGGAUACCGCUUCUGAGUACUGCGGGUACAAUGACGCAGCCAGCUUCAUGCCGUAUUCCAUUCCCGGGGUAGACUUUGUGCGCUUUGGUGUGUACCGCCUGAACCCCUAUACGGUUCUCAUAUAG